GUCAUUGAGUCCGCUUGUGUCGAUGCACAGAUUUGCAAUGAUUCGCUAAUUAGCAUUCGUUUUUUAGUGAAUCCUAUGCCUAUCGGUUAUAUUUUAUGAAUUUUAAAAAGUUUAACUUCAAGUUGCUGUUUUGGACGUUAACAUGGAUGCAAGAAAUAUGGUUAAUUGAAUGUAUCAGCAAUCAAAUUCCGGAUCAAUGAACAGCAUUGUUUUCGCGGCGUCUCGGAAUGGAUCAAUAUCCGUACAGCAUACCGCCAUCCUACCAGUAUCCGGAGAGUGUCCCCGAUAAGAACGCUCCCAAUGUCCAAGAUGGGACCGGUAUAUCAACGCAGAAUUCCUAUUAUCUGAAUCCCGGUUCCACCAAUACAGGAUUUGGUUUUGCUGCUGUGCACCAACAACAACAACAACAUCAGCAGCAGCAAAUGGUGUCGCAAGUCGCACCACCUGCAGUGCCAGUGCCGGCAAAUGGACUGAUGUCGCAACUGCAGAGUGGAGUCCCCGUUGGAUAUGAUCCCUACCCGAGUCAGCCUUUCCACAAUCAAGUACCGGCACCGCCACCGAUAAUGACCACAAUGGAUUCAGCUGUUUCGGCAGUCUCGGCGAACUCGAUGGGAAUGAAUGCGAUUUAUGGGCAGCAAGAUUACACGCGGGAGGCGCUUGUUGGCACUGGUAGUGGUGGAGUUCCCAUGGAUUAUCCCGUAGCGCCGCCGGCGGUUUUAUUACCGUCAACAGAACCUGUAUCUGAAAUUGCGCCAAUGCCCCCCAUCCAUGAGCUCACAUCACUGGAAUCUUCAUUUGGCGCUAAUGUUAUGACCAGUGGAACGGAUGUUCCGGCAAAGGUAGAUGAUGUUCCGUGUGUUCCGUGUGCCGAAUCAACUGAGCAAAUUGGUGCGAUCCCACAGGAAUCAGAUUCAAUCCUCCCUCCGAAGGAACCAGAUCGAUCUGUUCCAGAAACACCUUCCGCUCCAGUCGCCACCGAUUCGCUCCCAAAUGACAGCACCUGUGCACAGGAGCAAAUACCUGUGGUGGUUAAUUCCACCGAACAAACCUCCGAUGAGAAACCCGUCGAACCGUUUACCGAACAGUUAGCCAGUAGUUUGCAUCCCGAUCACGCGGAAGAACCACCCCAGGAAGGCGUUAGCGAAAGCCCGAAACAAAGCGGCAGCGAAACGGCUACUCACAGAGCACCAAACGCCCCCAUAGACGACACGGGUGGACAGACAACGAAGAAAAAACGUCGACGGAUAGUGCAGCUGAAUGACGACGAUAGCGACGACGAAGAUGAUUGCGAUCGGAUGGAAUUGUUACGUUCGCCGGAACCAGCUGCGGUGGUUGACGAUGUUGGCGCAGUUCCAACACAUCCCCCGGAGUCGCACGACGUUAAGGACAAGCUAGAUGAGGCGGGAGACGGUGGAAGCUGCAGUGAGAACGAAAACGAAAGGCGCCCGAAUUCGAGUUGUUCUGGCAAUAACGCAAGCUCGAUUUUUCAGAAUGUGGUCAUGAUUCCGGCCGGUGAGUCGGAAGCGCACAAAAGAAAGAAAAUUCGUGUACUGGAUAGUGACGAUGACGAGGAGGAACAAAGGGUGGCGGACAGUGUGGACGAUAUCGGGCUGACCGGCGAUGGAGAUGAGCUGAACGCGGGAGGUUUGCUCAUGGAUGAGAAUGCCGAAGAUGGGGACUACGGGGCAAUGGAAGGCAUCGAAAUGGACAAGAUGGAACAGAUCGUUACAAUGGAUGCUCCGAUUUUUGACCCUACCAACAUGCCGAACGAUGACGAGGACGAUUCUGAAUCUGAUGCUGACAAUAAGAGCAAAAGUGAAAGCGAUCAAGAGCAUCAUAGCGAUAACGAGGGUGAACCGGAUGAGGAGCUUGGUGAAGAAGAGGAAAUUGUUGAGGAUGGUGUUGAAAUGAUAGCGGCUGAGAAUGAAGAAGGAGAAGCAAUCGGUAUAGCGACUGACGACGAGGAAGAACUUGAAGAAGAUAAUGAACAGCAACAGUCAGGAUCAGAGGGGGAAGAAUCUGACCGGGGGAGUGAUCGGGAACAGCAUGCUUCUGAUAAGUCGGAUGCGUCCGACAAUGAACAAGAAAGCGAAUCCGAGCGAGAGAAAGAAAAUGACCAGAAUGACUCGAGGUCAACGGCUUCUCCCGUUGAGCAGGAGAAGGAGAGUCAGAAACCGGUGUCUGAUCAACAGAAGGAAAAUGAUACAGCAAAAGCCGGCAGCGAAGAUGACGUUGUGUGUCAGAACGAUUUAGAACUGAACACGAUAUCGCUUCUAACGGAUGAGGAAGAUAAUUGUACCGCUACUUUACCACCUCCAAAGAAAGAGCUUCCUGUUGUGAGGAUAGUGAACAUCAAAAAGGAAUUGCUGGAUGACCGAAACUACAAAAGAGAUUCCAUUACAGCUACAUCCUAUCAACAACAGCAUUAUCUAAAACAGCAACAGCUAGCGCAACGGAGGCAGGAGAAAAAGAAAAAAAGAAAGAAAGAAAGAUCCUUCGAUAACGACGAUCCAUUCGGCGCGUGGUCCACUUCAUCCAGUGAGGAAGAAUUCAUUCCAAACGACAUCUACUUCGGUACACCGGAUCGGGUGUUCACCGUGAGCACCAAGAUCCGUUGCCAGCGGCAGAAAAUCAUGAACGAACGCUACUCCAAGCACGGUAGAAGCGCUAAGUCUGGCAAACGAAGAUACUCGGAUGAAUCCGACGCAGAGGAACGACGGAAGCGGAAACAAAAGCUGGAACAAGUCGCCCGACUUAAUCUUCCCUCCUACCAGCAGCAGCAGUUGCAAAAUCUCAUCAAAAGGAAAAAGAAAAGGAAGCAUGAUAGGUUCUACGAUAAGUCGCAGGACAUCCCGAACGAUAUCUACUUCGGGAAUGUGAACGUGCCCCUUCACAUACUAUAUGCCUUCGGCAGCAGCUCAUCGGAUGACGAGCUAUUCGACCGCAACAGAGCGAACACCUCGUGGAGGCCUUCGCAAUCCAGUGCCGGCAAAACUGGACGGUAUCAUUCGAGUAGUCGACCUACCAAAAGUACAUCUUCCUCCAGUUACAGAUCAUCGGUAAGUCCCAGUAACGAUCGGUCAGUGCAAGCAAUGAAGGAAUAUCUCAAAAUCGCCGGCUUUAAGAACGUAAAAUUUCACAAACUUUGGGAGGGCUGCAAAUCGAACCAGGAACGGGCGAACGCGAUCCUGCGGCUGAUGCAGGAAAAGGGUUUGGAGGGGGAGCCUACGAUUGCCAAAUGUCGCGAGCUACGCAAGCAGCUCCAAAUGGAACGGGAAGCGAAAGUGCUCGACACGAGCCUCAUCAUCGACUCAGGCGAAGGACGGACCACCCGGAGGAGUGUCAAGCACACGCCGAACUGUGGGUCGGAAGAUCCAUCCGAUCCGUAUGCACCUUCCACUUCGGGAACUUCCCAGGCGCCUGUCGUUCCACCGGAAAGCUUAGAGACGUUGAAUCGCAUCAGAAAUGUGAUCGAUCCGGACUCGGACGGGGAGUAAUUCAAUUGUACAUAGUCAUCUAACGUUGGCCAUACAUAUUUUGUUCUAGGUUUAUAUAAGAUGAGAGUUCAAUUUAUUUUAUUUUUAUCUUCGUAUUUUGAACAAAAGUUCAAUUAUCAUUAUACACUUUGCUGAAACACAGAUCAUAGUCCCACGUUUUCUUAAAGAGAACUUAGUGAUGGAAGAACUCAUGCUUUUUUGACAAAAAAAAACAAACAAUUCACUAGGCCAUGCAUUCAUGUGCAAAAAAUGUGAAAUAAAAUAGCUAUUAAGGGAAAAGGUGACUACGGAAUGAUGUCACUCUUGCUAGACUAAUAGUAUUUGAGGACAAAUUAAAAAUUAUUGUUCUGUACAAUAUACAUAUAUGACUAGGGAUGUCCAACUGUGAAAUCGUGAAUAAAGUUUGGCUUUUUUAAAUAACAAUUUUA
Molecule: messenger RNA, 3925 nt
Organism: Toxorhynchites rutilus septentrionalis
Lineage: Eukaryota; Metazoa; Arthropoda; Insecta; Diptera; Culicidae
Exons: 7
Coding region: 228-3497 (1089 amino acids)
Source: RefSeq, a predicted model, not a curated record